Geodia barretti is the source of this 1596-nucleotide messenger RNA. NCBI's taxonomy places the organism in Eukaryota, Metazoa, Porifera, Demospongiae, Tetractinellida, Geodiidae. The record is from the annotation of a GenBank genome assembly.
CUGACGGCGGCCAGCCUGCUGGUCGCGCUGGCGGCGCUGUUCGCGGUGUUGGCGACCACGGCGCAGGUCGUAAGAGAAAGCGCCGCCGCUUCGACCUUCGCCAUCCUGGACGGGGUGGCCCAGGCCGGACUCGCGAAUCCGCCCGACGACACCGGCGCCGAGGCGCUUCGGGAGUGGUCCAUGGGCCUCGCCUCGUUCGGAGGCGGCGAUGGGCAAGAACUGACUCCUACGCAGCGAGAACGCCGUAUGACGUUGAUCGCGCGCGACGGAACCGUGCUCGCGGACUCCCACGAAAACGCCCGGACGAUGGACAACCACCGGGACCGACCGGAAAUCGUGGCGGCCUUCGCCUCCGGCUAUGGCCGCUCGCAGCGGUUCAGCGACACCCGUGGCGAGGAACUCAGCUACGUGGCAGUCCAGCUCCCGUGGAGCGAAGACACCGUGUUGCGCCUUUCGGAGCCGGCCAUCCAGCUCGAAGAAACCGUGAGCGCGAUCCUGACUCCGGUGGUCGUGGUGACGCUCCUGGCCUUCUUUGUGGCUGCUGGUCUUUCCUUCUGGUAUUCGGCCCGCUUCGGAGAGCGCGUGGCGCGGCUCUGUCGGUUCUCGGAACGGGUGGCCCGGGGUGAUUUCACCCCGGAGGACGCGCCUCUCAAGAUGGACGAGCUCGACCAGUUGCUGGCCUCCCUGAACCGGACGGCGCAGGAGCUGCAACGUAGCUUCCAGUCUCUGACCGCCGAGAAAAACCAGGGCGCCACCAUCCUGUCAAGCGUGGCCGAAGGCGUCGCGGUUUUCGACGAGGAACUCCGGAUCCAGUACGUGAACGGGGCCUUUCGCGAGGUGCUUUCCCUUCCCGGUGAGUCCUGGCGGGACUAUCGGGGGCGCGAUGCCCGGAACGUUCUCGAACAAAAACGCCUCCUGAAGAUGGUCCGAGCCGCGCUGAGGGGCAAGGCUCGCGAACGCGAGAUCUCUCUGAAAGGGAGGGAGGUUCUGGUCCGCGCGGCCCCGAUCCGUUCCUACGAGCCGGAAGUACCCAUGGCUUCCCGCCUUGAGGGGAACGGAUCUCCGGAAUCCGAGCCGGCGGGAGCCGUCCUCGUGCUCAUGGACGUGACCCAACUCCACGCGCUGGAGCGGGUACGCCGCGAUUUCGUCGCCAAUCUGUCGCACGAGAUGAGGACGCCCCUGACGGCGAUCCGCGGUUUCUCGGAAACCCUGCUGGACGCCGACCUGGACGCUCCGCCGGAGCAGAAGCGUUUCCUCGGAAUCAUCCGGCAGCAUUCCAUUCGACUGUCACACCUCACCGACGACCUGCUGCGGCUCGCCCGGAUCGAAGCAGGCAAACAGGAGACGGAAACGGUUCCCGUACAAGUGGAGGCGUUGGUCGCAUCGGUCGUGGAAUCGGCGCGAAUGAAGGCGGGGGAGCGGAAGCUGACGACCGCGGAACCCCGAGAGCCCGUGCAGGUCGAGACCGACCCAACCCUGCUCACGGAGAUCCUGCAAAACCUGGUGGACAACGCCAUCCAGUACUCCGGGGAGGACGGGCGGGUCGAGCCGGAUCUUCGAACGCUUCUACCGGGUGGACCCGGCUCGCUCGCGUGA